CGCUUCCCGCUGAUGCGAGUCAUGAAGCCCGUCAAACAUACGAGGCAGGGCCGCGCUCGAAGUUGGGACGGGGGCGUCUGUUGCCGGAGCAUCGACGACAUCGAGGCUGCGUGACCACAGAUAUGCUCAUAAUACCAUUUUUAUGCGCGUCGUCAGCCGAGUGAGCGGGAUUUAGUUAUUCGAGACGAGGGACUUAGUUAUUCAAGUAAAAGGCAACUCUCCCUUUGAUCAGACUGAGGAUGAUUUUUUCUAAUACUGGAAACCCACUAAGGACUCAGUUUCGCAAACAGUCACCAGUUAGCCUCCUGUCCCAUCCCAUGGCUCCACCCAGCCCAAGUAACAACAGCAGCACCACCAACAACAGCAACAGCAGCAGUAGUAGCACUGCAGGCUGGGAUCAACUCAGCAAGACCAACCUCUACAUCCGAGGCUUGUCCCCAUCCAUGACGGACCAUGACCUGGUCAAACUCUGUCAGCCCUAUGGCAAAAUCGUCUCAACAAAGGCCAUCCUGGACAAGACGACCAACACGUGCAAAGGUUAUGGCUUUGUGGAUUUUGAUAGUCCCACUGCAGCUCAGAAAGCCGUGGCUGCCCUAAAGAGCAGUGGAGUUCAAGCUCAGAUGGCAAAGCAACAAGAACAAGACCCAACCAACUUGUAUAUCUCCAACCUGCCACUGUCGAUGGACGAGCAGGAGCUGGAGAACAUGCUGAAGCGCUUUGGCCAGGUCAUAUCAACACGCAUCUUGAGGGACUCGAGCGGAGCCAGCAGAGGAGUGGGCUUCGCCAGGAUGGAGUCGACCGAAAAAUGCAACGCCGUCAUUUCUCACUUCAACGGCAAAUUCAUCAAGACGCCCGCCGGUGUACCGGCACCUGCUGAACCUUUGCUCUGCAAGUUUGCCGACGGUGGGCAGAAAAAGCGACAAAGCCAAAACAAGUUUGUGCACAAUGGUCGAGGUUGGCUCAGAGAUGGAAACACCAGACUGGCUGGUAUGACACUCACGUACGAUCCCAGCGCAGCCGCAAUGCAAAACGAAUUCUUCCCACCGGCGUACAGCAUUUCAAACAGGGUGAUUGCCCACAUGCCCUUGUCCACGUACAUGUCUCCGGUUUCAGCAUAUCAGGUGCAGAACCCGUCGUGGAUGCCUCAUCAGCCCUACAUCAUGCAGCACCCUGGUGCAGUCAUAUCGCCCUCUAUGGAGCCAUCACUGUCAUUGCAGCCUACGUCCCUGAUGACUCCCUUGGCACAGCAAAUGAGUCAUAUGUCUUUGGGCAAUGCAGGAGCGUUCUUGGGCGCCACCCCUCCCAUGCCCGGUGCUUACAUCCCUCAGUACACGCACAUGCAGCCAGCAGCUGUUCCCGCAGAAGAAAACGGAGUGGCGCCUCAGGUGGACACACCCGGCAGCGCUCCGUCGUACGCCUACCAACAAGCCAAGUAGUGCAGACGAUUGGCCAGAGCAAUCAUACAAAAACGCUACGGAUCCUUCACUGCUUUGCACUGGUUUUGCAAUGUCGUGAAGCCAUUUUUACAAGAGUUCAAAAACUCCAGUUCAU
Messenger RNA from Syngnathus acus (greater pipefish), 1551 nucleotides. It is a transcript of the gene rbms1b, whose product is annotated as RNA-binding motif, single-stranded-interacting protein 1. Bases 240 to 1436 code for a protein of 398 amino acids. Lineage: Eukaryota; Metazoa; Chordata; Actinopteri; Syngnathiformes; Syngnathidae. The transcript has 13 exons. Gene Ontology annotation, cellular component: ribonucleoprotein complex; nucleus; cytosol. Gene Ontology annotation, molecular function: mRNA 3'-UTR binding; poly(U) RNA binding; poly(A) binding. The record is from RefSeq and is a predicted model, not a curated record.